AGGUCAACGUACACAUAGCAAGAUGGUUGACUGGAACUCUGCUGGGGCUCAGUCGGUGACGAACUUCAUGUACAGCCAGAUGUUGGUUUUCAUGACGGGCUUGUAUGCGCGCGAAUACAUGCUUACCCUCUGGUUCGAGUGGUACUUGAUCUCCCAAAGGAUUGUAUUUAAAUGGACAUAUAUCCCAUAUCUUGCUGGACGCUAUCUCAUAUUGUUUGUCCUGUGUGGCCUGGUAGCGAUAAACCGAAUCACUCACCCUUUCAAUUGUCAAGUUUUACAACCACUCUUUAUCACCGGUGGGCUAGUUGCAGGCGCAUGUGCCACAGCCAACCUCAUGAUACGAACUGCAAUGAUGUGGAAACAUCGACGCUGGCUAGUCGCGUCCUUGAUCGCACUAUCACUUGGUCAAGUUGCUUUCUCGCUCUAUGCUGGUACAUCAGUUGUGAAUUCUCACUACGACCUCAAUCUUCGUACUUGCAAUCUCGAUUACGAAAGUCAUUCAGUCUUUGCUGGUGUGUUCGUCUAUUCCGUUAUAUACGAUCUCCUCAUUCUAACGUUGACAUGGAUUCACGUCUCCAAAGGCUCUAGAUCGUCUUUGUGGAGUACGUUGCGACGGCAAGGUCUUUGGUAUUUCUUGCUCACAUUCAUGGUGAAUAUGCCUGCAAUGAUAUUCGUCUGGCUGAACUUGAACGAUGCGAUGAAUGCGAUGUUCUACCCUCCAGCGACGACCAUCAGUGUCACUAUCUCAUGCCGUAUGGUAACAUCCCUGAUUGAGUCCAACAUGUCCGAAAGCAUGAGUAAAGAUGACGGGGCUGCUCGUACAACGUCAAGUCAUUGGAAGUCCUCCAACUCCGGAACUACUGUUACGACUCAAAACUUCACUACCAAUAUCGGGUUCCCAUCUGAGAUAUACAAUUCCCGUACGACUACACAUCCCGAACAAAGUGGCCUGCCAGCGACGCAAGGCGUGCCUUCGAUAACCGCGUAGCAUGGGUAGUCAUGACACAUGCAAAAGCUGAUCAAGAGCGAAUAGCUAGUUCCUUUGGACAGAUGGUUGAGUUUACAUCUAUAUAUGUUUCUUUUUUUAGCUAUCAGUAGUUAUUCGAGAUUGCGACGGUCUUAACUAUCUCCACUGUAGUGAGCACUCAUACACUGCUACUUUGCGCAACGUAUAUACUGUACCUGCUAUGCC
Somion occarium is the source of this 1192-nucleotide messenger RNA. The record is from the annotation of a GenBank genome assembly. NCBI's taxonomy places the organism in Eukaryota, Fungi, Basidiomycota, Agaricomycetes, Polyporales, Cerrenaceae.